AGACCAAAGAUUAAUUUGUUGCAGCUCUGCGCCAAUUGAACAGAACACAUUGCAUGUGGAAUUUAACAAAAAAAAAAAGUGAAAUAGUUUUUGAUUUGUAAAGAAUAUUUAAACUGACUAGAAUUACUUUGAGAUAUUACAUUGCAGCUGUUCCCAACACUUAAAGUGGAAACUGUUUGCUAGUUUUACCUUUCGUUUGUAAAUACUUGAAAUCGCAAGGAAGGAAGGGGGACACAUGCUUCAGAUAUUCUUCUGCCAGUGAUAAACCUAAUAUAUUUACAAGAGGUCUUACAAAUAAAUAAAAAAAAAAUGCAGCUAAUUAUAUAAAAUUCUAUCUGUAGAAUCCGAUGAUUGUGUGACGGCUCAUCAUUUUGUGGGUCAAAAAUUUGCCCUUAGAAAUCAAUGAAACAGCCAAGUUGACCGUUUCUAGUGAUUUCUCUUAAAAAGGCUAACAAUUCUUAGGGCUAAACGUAAUGCAACAACUUUUAACAUCUAUAUCGACACAAUCAGAUAUAAAUAAAGUCAUGCAGCCCCAUUCAGCACAAAAUAUGACAGGCGGCGGAGGAAUAUUUCGAGGUCCGCAACAACAACCAUCUUCAUCGGUGAAUGCUCUCCGUGGAGGUGGUGUCAGUGGAGGUGCUACGCGUCACGUCCACGUUCAACCGAUGUAUUCGCAGGCUGCACUUCAUCAAAAUAUGGUCCUCCAGCCAUACACACAAUAUAAUCCUCGCCAGCAAACGUUUCCCACAUCGCAUCUUCAAUAUGCACCGACACCGAUGCCCUACUAUCAAUACCAAUAUGUGCCAACUCUUCAGCAGCAACCACCGCCCCCACCGCAACAUACUCAUCCGCGUAGUGCUGCCGUCUCCGUAAAUUCAAAUAACAAUACAUUGCAGGCUGCGCAGGUUCAGCAGCAGCAGCAACAAUCUGGCGGUAAUCCCGGAGGUGGUCCGGGAGGCACUCAAUCUUCCCAAAUACAAUUACUAGCAGGUACAGUGCAAGGCCCUGGCGGAAACAUGAGUCAAGUUGGGGUGGGUGUGGCUCCCAUGGUUGGAGUUGGCGUCAUGUCGCAGAGUGUCGUCGCGCCUCAACCGGUCCAAGUGCAAGUGCAGCAGUCGAAUCGAAGACGACAUCAGCAUCGCUUACCCAUAAUUGAUCCAACAACAAAGAAAAAUAUAUUGGAAGAUCUUGAUAAGUCAAAUUCAAACACAGAAAAUGACUUCUCUAAUGAGCAGCAGACAGCGGCAACGACUGCGGCAGUUCUUACUGAAGCUCAUAUAGCUCGGAUUCCUCAGCAAGAUGGUGGUGUUGGAAUAAUACAUCAGCACAAUUUAAGCAAUUUACCAGCACUCGGAUCCAACGAUAUACGAACUAAUGCGCAGCCUUACAAUGUCCCAAUGGAACCAAUAACAAUACAACGUCCAGAUGCUGUAGGUCAAACUCCAAUUGUAUCUGCCAUGUCAGAUGCCCCAUCAGUAGAAAUAUUGCCAACACCUCAAAAAACCAGAAGCAAAAAAAUACCCAUAGUGCCUCCUAAAAAUGUCUCUGACUCUACUUCUGCACUACCUACAACUGAAACCGAAGAUGUUGCUGAAUCAAAGGCCAGGGAGCAGCCAACAAAGCAAAAUCUGAUUAAUGCUAAAUUUAUCGCUGUCGAAGAGAAACAAUCGGCAUCGAUAUUGGCAGCGAAUACUCAGAUAACAACAGAUAAUGUUGUAACACCUGUUGGAUCUCUAGAAGCAGCUUUAGUAGCUCCGGAAACAACAUCUAGCGAAUUUCUGACAGAAGAAAAAAACCUAUCAACCGAAGAAGAAUUGUUAGCAAAGAAUAUUCAUGAGUCUGAAAUCAAGAAGAGUAAUGAAGUUGAAAAUCCGACUGAAGUUUUAAAAGAUUACACUCUGCACUCUGAACCAACAGUUUUCGUUGACAUUGGAGAAGAAAAAAAAUGCUUAGAUAAGAAUACAAGUGAAGAAGAGCAAUCAGAUGAAACUGAUCUGUCAGAGGUAUCAUCGAUGGCAGUAAAAGAAGUUGUUCUUCCUUUACAGGAGAAAGUGCAAGCUGUUGAAUCUUCAGAAAACACAGUAAAAGCUGCACAAGAACAAUUAGAAACUCCUGUAGACACUCCUUCAGAAAAAAGUUAUUCCCCGGAGAAUGAUUCAGUAGAAGUCAAUAUUAACCCCUGUUCCGAAGAAAAAGAAAAGAUUUCAUCGUCCUUUAUUAACUACAAUGAAGGUCAAUGGUCACCAAGUAAUCCGGAUGGAAAAAAACAAUACAAUCGCGAACAAUUAAUGCAAUUACGCGAAGCCAAAGCCUCGCGCAUACAGCCCGAGGUUAAAAAUGUGUCUAUACUUCCGCAACCCAAUCUUAUGCCAUCCUUUAUUCGGAAUAAUAAUAAUAAGCGAGUACAAUCAAUGGUCGGCAUGAUCGGCAAUCGGGAGUCAUCAGCAGGAGGUUAUAUGGGAAAACAGCUAUCGAUGUCCGGUGUUCAUGGCCAAAGUCAAGGUUCUGGUGGCCGAAAUAGCAGCAUGAAGGGCAUGAUGAUUCAUGUUAACCUCUCAUUAAAUCAAGAUGUUAAAUUAAACGAGAACGAAAAUGCCUGGCGUCCGAGACUCUUGAAUAAAUCAUCGGCAACAGAGACUGAUAGUAACUUGAAGGCCACCCAAGAAAAGGAUGAUUUGGUAAGACGAGUUCGUGGUAUUUUGAAUAAACUAACUCCCGAGAGAUUUGAUACUCUAGUUGAGGAAAUAAUUAAAUUAAAAAUCGAUACCCCCGAUAAAAUGGACGAAGUUAUAGUGCUGGUCUUUGAAAAAGCCAUUGAUGAACCAAAUUUUUCGGUUUCCUACGCUCGACUCUGUCAUCGUCUCAUAUCCGAAGUCAAAGCCCGCGAUGAACGGAUGGAAAGUGGAACAAAGUCCAAUUUGGCACAUUUUCGAAAUGCUUUAUUGGAUAAAACAGAACGUGAAUUCACUCAAAACGUCUCACAGAGUACGGCCAAGGAGAAAAAAUUACAGCCAAUUGUAGAUAAAAUUCGGAAAUGCAGCGAUCCAAAUGAGAAGGCUGAACUUGAAGCCUUUUUAGAGGAGGAAGAACGAAAAAUACGUCGGAGAUCUGGUGGAACUGUUCGUUUCAUAGGUGAACUUUUUAAAAUCUCCAUGUUGACUGGUAAAAUUAUUUAUUCCUGCAUUGAUACAUUACUCAAUCCCCAUUCGGAGGACAUGCUAGAGUGUCUCUGCAAAUUGUUAACAACAGUAGGCGCCAAGUUCGAGCAAACUCCUGUCAACUCCAAAGAUCCAGGACGUUGUUAUUCCUUAGAAAAAUCUAUAUCCAGAAUGCAAGCCAUUGCUGCUAAAACCGAUAAGGAUGGUGCUAAAGUCAGCUCCCGUGUUCGAUUCAUGCUUCAAGAUGUCAUCGAUUUACGCAAAAAUAAAUGGCAAACGACUCGAAACGAAGCUCCGAAGACAAUGGGCCAAAUUGAGAAAGAGGCCAAGAAUGAACAGCUAACUGCACAGUAUUUUGGCAAUAUUUCCGGGAAUUCUACGUCAAUUGGACCAUCGCAGAGCGGUGCAAGUUCCAAUAAACGUGAUGAUCGUAAUUUGAAUUCCCGAUAUGGAAAUGAGACACGUUCCGGUAGUAAUUACGGUGGAAGUCACAGUCAGCGUGGACAUCAUCAACAGCAGAGUAACGCUGGAGGAGGUGGUGUCGGGGGAGGAGGCUCCGGAGGCGCUUCAAAUGGAGGAAAUAACGAUGACAAUACUUGGCAUGUACAAACGAGCAAAGGUAGUCGUUCUCAAGCUGUUGACAGCAAUAAAUUAGAGGGUCUGUCAAAACUUUCUGAUCAGAAUUUGGAAACGAAAAAAAUGGGCGGCUUAACUCAAUUUAUUUGGAACAAUAAUACAAGGCAAUCAUCGUCAUCAGCGGCUUCUGCGGUACCAUCGUCAACACCUUCAAAUCCCUUCGCUGUUCUGUCCUCGUUAAUUGAUAAAAACAGUAGCAGCAGCGACAGGGACCGGGACCGGGAUCAUCAUCACGAUCAUCGUGGACCGAGGAAUAAGGGUUCCUAUAGCAAGGGAUCGAUGGAGCGUGAUCGUUACGAUCGAGGUAUCAAUUCGCGAACUGGCUCAUCGCAAGGAUCACGCGAGAGUUCCUCCUCGCGUCAGCAGGGAGGAGGUCGGAGCCUAAUGAAUUCUGCAGUCCAAAAGUCUGCUAGUCAUACAAAAUAUACGCAACAACAGCUGCCGACUUCGGUUCGUCACAACACUAGCAAUAAGGUACAAUCAAACUCCGGCUCCAACGCAGAACGUGGAAUUUACCGUGGCGCGAGCAAUGAGCAAGGAUCAGGCUUAGUUGCGACUCCAGCGACGACGUUCCCCCAGCAAAGCAAUCGAACUGCUGUCUCCGCCCCUCCUGCAGUGUUCCAAGAAGCAAGCGAUGCCGAUCUUAAGCUAACCAAGUCGGUUGUCUCUGAAAUGAUUGAAUUGGCAGAUGCAGCGAAAACCGUAACACCUGCGGUUGUCGAGUGUAUGAAGAGGAUACCGGAGGAUCGUCGUUGCGGCUUUCUAUAUUAUAUAUUAACCGAUUAUUUGCAUUUAGCGAAUGUGGGCAAACAGUCUCGCCGAUAUCUGGGCAUAACUGUGACCCAAUUAAUUCAACAUAACUAUAUUUCGGUGGAGCACUUUACGCUGGCGUACAACGAAUUUAGCGAGUAUGCCAAUGAUUUAAUUGUUGAUAUACCAGAGCUAUGGCUAUAUAUUCUACAAUUUGCAGGUCCAUUAAUUGUGAAGAAAGUUUUAACCGUAUCAGAUUUGUGGAACAAGAACCUAAAAGACAACAGCCCAUCAAGUGUGGCCAAGAAGUUCCUUAAAACAUAUUUGAUUUAUUGCACGCAUGAAGUUGGACCAAAUUUCACGCGCAGCAUGUGGACAAAGUUCAGCUUGCAUUGGUCUGAUUUUAUGCCAGAGAAUGAAGUUAACGACUUCAUCAAAUCAAAUAGACUGGAGUAUGUGGAAAAUGAAUCGAUAUCGCCAGUGAUAGAACAUCGCGGUGAAUCGACUGAAAAGCACGUUAAAAAUGUGAUAGAGCAUAUUGAGCAUUUGCUAAAGGAAGGAACAACGGCAGAUUGUAUCAUUGAUUAUAGUAAUGGCAACAUCAUGGUCGUUGAUAAACUGUUUAUAAGAAGCUUAACGGAAUCGCUGAGCAACUUUUCCAUUUUGUACAAGGAGAAUAGUUAUAAACUAGAAACCGAGACCUUCCAGAAGUUUUGCAUACCAGUUUUGCAGCGCUACAUUGAUUCGAAUGAAGAUCAUCAAUUGGAGUGCUUGUAUGCGAUGCAGCUAUUAGUGCAUAGUUUGGAGCAUCCGAGGGGAUUACUAAGCGAACUAUUUGGAGAGUUAUAUGAUGCAUAUGUAAUACAAAAGGAGUCGUUAUGCAAGUGGCGCGAUUCAAAGGAUCAGUCAGCUGGCAAAGGCGUUGCUGUAAAAAGUCUAAAUCCCUUCUUCAACUCUUUAUUCAACGACGAAGUGAACUGAGAGACGUGCGGAUGAAAAAUAUUUAAAUUUGUAAUAAAAAAUUCGAUAAUUAAAUGAAAAAAGUGGUGUGAAUGUUCAGAUGUAACGUAUACCCUAUAUUUCAAUAUGAACUUAUUCAUUUACAGAUUUCUGGUUCAUAGAUGCGUUACGAAGGAAUAUAUGCAAGAAACAAUAUAAAGUGUAUAACAUUAUGUUAAAAAUAAAGAAAAUUUAAAGGAAA
Messenger RNA from Drosophila kikkawai, 5745 nucleotides. NCBI's taxonomy places the organism in Eukaryota, Metazoa, Arthropoda, Insecta, Diptera, Drosophilidae. The record is from RefSeq and is a predicted model, not a curated record.